Alnus glutinosa is the source of this 1191-nucleotide messenger RNA. RefSeq lists its product as uncharacterized. Lineage: Eukaryota; Viridiplantae; Streptophyta; Magnoliopsida; Fagales; Betulaceae. The coding region runs from base 1 to 1191 and encodes 396 amino acids. The transcript has a single exon. The record is from RefSeq and is a predicted model, not a curated record.
AUGUUUCUCUUAUGGGCCCCGCGCCUGAGGCAUGAGAGCACAAGAAUUUUUGUUCUCACGUCAAUUGCAGCAAGCGAAGGGAAUGUGUUGGGAGGACUCCCUUUGACGGAGGGGGAAAAAAAAGGAAUUGAGAUUGCUGAGGAGACAGUUCAGGAUCUUCGUAUCAAGGGUUCCAAGUGUCUCGUUGGUCGGUUAGGGGUGCCUAAAAAACUCAAUAAGGAGGCCUUCAAAGCCAUUAUUAUGUGGAUAUGGAGACCAGCCGAAAAACUGAUGAUCAACGAGGUGCAAGAAAAUUUAUGGUUGUUCGAGUUUGCAGAGGAAGGUGACAAACGGAAAGUAAUGGCAGGAAAACCAUGGUCGUAUGACCGUACCCUCCUAAUCCUCAAUGAGUUUGAUGGACGACUUGCACCCUCCCAGAUGGAAUUUUUGUGCUCUCCUAUAUGGGUCCAAAUUCAUAAUAUGCCGCUUGGGUGCAUGAACCGAGCGGUGGGUACCCAAAUAGGUCGUACAAUGGGGGAAGUGGAGGACGCAGCAGUCGUGGAGGAUGAUGUGGGAUGGGGUAGGUAUCUUCGACUCAGAGUGGUGAUUAACCUAUUUCAGCCCCUUGAGCGUGGUAGAACUCUAUUUAUCUCCAGAAGUUCGUGCUGGGUUACUUUCAAGUGCGAGAAGCUUCCAAUUUUCUGCUUUUGUUGUGGUUGUAUUAUUCACGGCCCCAAAGGAUGUUUGGAGGCCUCUGUUAGGAAACCAAACCAUGGGGAGGGAUCUGAAGGAUGGGGUCAAUGGCUGCACGCUGAUGAUCAUCCUAAGCGGCUUGGAGGUAACGAAGGGAGGAAGGCGGAUCCACCUUCUUCGCCGACUGUUUCCAAUCAUUGCCCGAUGGAAGAGAAUCUAGUGGAAGGUUUUCUUGAAAAGGAAAGAUCACAGAAGGUGAAAAAUCAGGAGAACAUUGACGCUCAUUCAAAUUUGGAAUCCCAGUCCUCAUGCAAAACGGAUGAUGCUGUGCUUAACCAGUAUGGAAACAAAGCUAGGAAAAUGGAAAGGUGUGAUAAGCAGGAUGUGAAACGGAAGGAAGUCUUUCAAAAUCCCGUGGAGGGCAUUCCUGACUUAAGGAAAGGUGCUACUAAAGGUAAGAAAGGUGGAAUUAAAGGGGGAGGAUCGGGCGAGAAUGGAAAGAAAAAGGAAUAUGUAUGA